Molecule: messenger RNA, 2448 nt
Organism: Mesocestoides corti
Lineage: Eukaryota; Metazoa; Platyhelminthes; Cestoda; Cyclophyllidea; Mesocestoididae
Source: the annotation of a GenBank genome assembly
AUGCUUGGAAAGCCGGACCCCGAUAAUUCCUCUAUUCAUUCAGCAUCAUCUACACAACCAACACACAGCGCGCAUCGGUACGUUCCCACUUCCGGCUUCUACGGCGCUCAAUUCUUCGGAAGCACGACUUCCAAUUUCUUCGGCCUCAACUGUUGGCCCGUGGGAAAUGGUAAUCAUUCACCUGCGAAUAGCCACUACGCAACCACCGCGUUCUACCAGCCAUCUCACGAGGUGAACGGAGGAGUAUUCGCGCCGAUGAUUGUUCCACCUCAGAGCUCGCAAGCUUUCUGUGGACAAGCAUCAGGUAGAACGCCAGUUUUGACCCAAACAAAGUCCACGCCGUCAAAGCGGCGUCCAAAUGAGACCAACUCCGAGCCGACCACAACAAGGCAGCGUAAAAGAAUCCAGGGAUAUCAAGUAGACUGUGGCAAACUGUGCCUUGAGCAUAGCAAAUUGCCAUUCCAUGGCGCUGGGUUCACACAACCCGUUAGCGGUUUCUGCUCCUUUCACACAGAAGAACCAUACAUUCCGAGUUACAUGGACCCCUCCAACGGACCUGAACCAUGUGUCGUCUGCGGAGACAACGCCACGGGCUUCCACUAUCGUGCCAUGACAUGCGAGGGAUGCAAGGGCUUCUUUCGUAGAUCAGUGCAGAAGAAGCUGGAGUACACGUGCAAAUUCAAUGGCCAGUGUUCCGUCGGCGAUAAGCAGAAUCGGAAUAGUUGUCAGAAAUGCCGAUUUGAACGAUGCCUCAAAGGUGGCAUGGCAAUGGACUGUAAGUUACUCGUCCGUUUAUCUCUUUCAGUUUUCAUUCCAACUUGCGCAAAUCCGAUUGUGGUAUUGGAUGAGGAAAAACGACUAGCUAAGAGACGACUAAUCGAGGCGAAUCGAGCAAGGAAGCAGGCAGAGGCUGCAGCCGCUGCGGCUGCUGCAACUGCAGGAGGAACAAGCACAUCUAGGAUCGCAACGGCGUCUGCGACUUCAAACUACUCUCGCUCAGUACCUCAACAAGCAUCACAGCAGUCAACUCCACAGCGGGUUGCAGCAACAGUUGCAGCACAAGCAGUCGCGGCGGCGGCAGCAGCAGCAGCAUCAGCACCUCACUCCUACUCCGCUCACCCAUCCACCAACACUGACACUGCGGUCAUUGUGAGCCCUGUCGUUGCACCAUCACAUCCACAUCCAUCACCACAUCCACCCUAUGCCUAUUGGGGCGUUGAAGGGACAGUCCAACCGCAGACCUACCACCAGCCAAAUUUUUUCUCCCUGGGGCAGAAUUCUCAGGUACCUCAGCAACUACCGACACCUUCUUCGUCGCAGGUGGUUCCAGUGUCGGAGAGCCAGGUGCCAGCGCGGAAUUCCAUCACUAUCUCCAACCGUGAGGAAGUCGGCGAUAGCACUGAAUCGAGGGAACCGCAGUCUGCUCCAGGAACCUUUCUUAACAUUGGAACCACCGUUAAUUUCGAUCGCGCAAAAGACCAGUCUCAUGAGGAUGUGAAGAAUAGUUUCAAGUUGACAACAGACUCACAGUUGGAACACGCACUGACUCCAUUGAUUUUCCGUCUUUUGGAAUUUGCCAAACACAUCCCAGGAUAUACUUGCCUCCUUGCCCAGGACCAGAUACGACUUCUGGAAAGUUGCGUAAUGGACAUUCUGACCUUGCGAGCUGCUCACACGCUCUCCAGAGUACUGAAGAAAAGUGGGAAUUGGGAAUCAAUGCAAAAGGAAGAUUCUGCGAUACAGAGCAAAGCUUAUCUCGGAAUUGGUAACUCCUCUGAAGAGUGUCCUUCGCUUGUUCGAUCGAUAGCUUUUCGAUUUUGCCAACUCAAAGUCGACUACACAGAGGUCUCCAUUUUGGCAGCGGUGCUUCUCAUGACUCCUGACCGUCCCGGUUUAGUUAACAGUGCAGUCGUGAGGAAUCUUCAGUGUGUCCUAAUGGAAGCAUUUAACGACUACGCCAAUCGUCGCAGAGCUACACAGAACCUGGAACCGACGAUGACAAUUUUGUGGGCGAGAGUCACUGAUAUCUUGAAGCGAAUUCGAGAGGUGACAAUGCGUAACCAGGAGAUCUAUAUGAACAACCAAGGCGACGACAUGAAAGAAAUGCCGUGGUACUUUCAUGAGCUUUUCGCUGCUAAUGACGAGGAAGAAGUGGAGAACAAAAACGGUGAAUCAGCUAGCGGAAGUAUAGUGUUCAAGACCCCUUUUUCCCUGACCUCAAAUCAACUGACCCCAAACGACAGAGACACGCUCGAGAGCAUCUUUGCGAUUUCUGUUAACGAGGAAGUUCACUGGGAUGAUAGGGAAUUCGAAGCAACAAAUUCAGACUCCAUUCCAAGGGCCUACAUCGCAAGAACGAAAAUCAGUGUUGCCUUUUGGGUCCAAAUGGAGUUGUGCCCAUUGUUGACUACAAAAAAUCCCUUCGAUAUCGACGACGAGUUCAGCUAA